AUGGCCACUCCCUCCCAGGUCUCGCCUCGGAUACAGGAAGUCCGGGACCUGGCGAAGCAGGACCCUUCGAAAGCCGUCAGCAGCUACCAGAACAUCCUCUCUGAGGGCCCGGGAUCCACAGAGGCUUCGUCGCGAGACUAUGAGCAUGCAUUGAUUGGAUUGGGCGAGCUGCACCGUGAUGCCAAGAAGCCGCAGGACAUUGCAGAGCUCAUCAAGACAAGCCGAGACACCUUUUCGUCAUUUGCGAAGGCAAAGACCGCCAAGUUGGUCCGUCAACUCUUGGAUCUAAUCAGCGAAAUUCCCAAUACUCUCGACCUCCAAAUCGCCGUCAUCCAGUCAUGCAUAGAGUGGGCUAUUGCCGAGCGACGGUCCUUCCUCCGACAAAACCUCCAAGCUAGAUUGGUCGCUAUUUACAUGCAGAAGCAGACCUACUACGAUGCCCUUACUCUUAUCAACUCCCUCCUCCGCGAGCUGAAGCGUCUGGAUGACAAACUCAUGCUAGUGGAGGUGCAGCUGCUCGAGUCUCGUGUGUACCAUGCUUUGGGCAACCAGGCCAAGGCACGAGCUGCUCUGACCGCAGCUCGAACAUCAGCCGCCUCUGUCUACACACCUCCCAACCUGCAGGCCGGACUCGAUAUGCAGAGUGGUAUGCUCCACGCAGAGGACAAGGACUUCAACACAUCUUUCUCGUAUUUCAUUGAGGCAUUGGAGGGUUAUAGCUCUCUUGAUGAAGGAGAGCUCGCUACCGCAACUUUGCAAUACAUGCUGCUGUGCAAGAUUAUGCUGAACUUGGUUGAUGAUGUCACACAAUUGUUGGGCUCCAAGCAAGCCCAAAAGUAUGCCAGCCCACGCCUGGAGGCCAUGAAGGCUGUAGCCCGGGCUCAUUCAAACCGCUCCCUGGAGGAAUAUGAAAAGGCUUUGUCUGACUACCGAUAUGAGCUUGGCAGUGACACCUUUAUCCGGAAUCACCUGCGCCGCUUGUACGAUGCCAUGUUGGAACAGAACUUAAUCAAGGUGAUCGAGCCCUUCAGCCGGGUGGAAUUGGACCACAUCGCCAAGAUGGUUGGUCUUGAUACCCAGCAAGUGGAGCGUAAGCUGUCGCAGAUGAUUCUGGACAAGGUGAUCAUUGGUGUUUUGGACCAAGGCUCAGGAUGCUUGAUUGUUUACGAAGAGACUCAACGUGAUCAAGCUUAUGAUGCUGCACUAGACACUAUCGAGAAGUUGAGCAAUGUGGUGGAGGGUCUGUAUACUAACCAGGCAUCGCUCCUGGAGUAG
Penicillium malachiteum is the source of this 1275-nucleotide messenger RNA. Its product is annotated as proteasome regulatory particle lid subunit RPN6. Gene Ontology annotation, biological process: ubiquitin-dependent protein catabolic process. Bases 1 to 1275 code for a protein of 424 amino acids. The record is from RefSeq and is a predicted model, not a curated record. The transcript has 2 exons. Gene Ontology annotation, molecular function: structural molecule activity. Gene Ontology annotation, cellular component: proteasome regulatory particle, lid subcomplex. NCBI's taxonomy places the organism in Eukaryota, Fungi, Ascomycota, Eurotiomycetes, Eurotiales, Aspergillaceae.